AUGGGGAAGAAGCUCUUAGCUGAGAAUGCGGAAAAUUCAACGGGAGGCGCAAUUACUGAAGUGCGAAAUGCGGACGACAAGCGAGAGGCUAAGAAGGCCAAAAAGGAGAAGAAACUUAAAGCCGAGAAGAAGCGGAAACAGGAGGAAUUAAGCAGCGAAGCCCCGGAGGGAGCUGCGUCGGCUCCAGCGAAAGGCGAGAAGAAAAGCAAGAAGAAGCAGCGAGCCGAUGGCGUGUCUUCGCCAGGUGCUUCCCCCGAUUCUUCCACCGACAGAGUGUCCUCACCCCCCGCCGCCUCCCCCGCGGCGCCUCCCGCGCCGGUCCACGCGAAACUCGAGAGCUGGGCUGACGUGGACGUCCGCGUGGAAGGUUUGGAGAUUGACGGCGAUUCGUCCUCCGCGGCGUGCCAACCUCUCCGCCCGCUGACCACGUUCGCGGAAGCCGCGCCGCAGGUCCCCGCGGAUCUGCUCUCCGCGUGCGCGUCGUUCGCGUCCCCCUCCCCCAUUCAGCGCUGGGCGUGGCCCGUGCUGCUGCGCGGGCGCGAUUUGGUCGCGGUAGCGGCGACAGGCUCAGGGAAGACUCUCGCGUUCGGAGUGCCCGGGCUGAAGCACGUGCUGGAAGUGCGCAAGGCGGGGGGAGGCGGAAAGGGGAAGCAGCGUGGGUCCGCGCAUCCGUCGAUGCUGGUCGUUGCGCCAACGCGCGAGCUCGCCCAACAGAUCGCGGAGGUGCUAGAGGCGGCGGGGAAGCGGUGCGGCGUGGGGGUUGUGUGCGUGUUCGGCGGCGCGUCGAAAGGCGGUCAGCGGGCCGCUCUCGCGCAAUCGCCUGGUGUCGUGGUGGCGACUCCGGGGCGCCUUAAAGACCACAUGCAGGACGGCACCAUCUCCCUUGCGGCGGCAUCCUUCGUGGUGUUGGACGAGGCGGACCGCAUGCUCGACAUGGGAUUCGAGCUGUUUGGAAAGGAAGUUAUUUUUAUAGUGUUGGACGAGGCGGAUCGCAUGUUCGACAUGGGAUUCGAGCCCGACAUGGAAAGUAGGGACCCGGAUCACCGCCAGACUGCCAUGCUGAGUGCCACGUGGCCGCCGGAAAUCUCCAAGCUGGCCAGCGAUUUCCUCAGGAACCCUGUCAAGGUGAUGGUGGGGAGGAGCACGGGGGGCAUGUCAGCCAACGACGAUGUGACGCAGAUAGUGGAGGUGGUGGAGCCGUGGCAGAAGAACAAGCUGCUCGUGUCGCUGCUUGAGAAAUACCACAAGUCCAGGAGCAACCGCGUGCUCGUGUUUGUGCUCUACAAGGUGGAGGCAGCACGUAUCAACCCUUUCUCCUUUCCCUUUCCCCCCAUUAUUUGCCCUCCAUCCACUACCCACCCUCCCUCCCUCUCCCUCCCCUCCCAGCAAUCGCGUGCUCGUGUUUGUGCUCUACAAGGUGGAGGCAGAACGGAUAGAAGCGUAACAUUCUUUUCCAUCCUUCCUCCCUCUUCCUCCCUCUACUCCCGCUCCCCUUUGCUGCCCGCCUCCCUAUCCCCCUCGCAGCAACCGCGUGCUCGUGUCGCUACAGACGUGGCAGCGAGAGGGCUUGACAUUCCCAACGUUGAGGUAGUCAUCAACUGCACCUUCCCCCUCACCACCGAGGACUACGUGCAUCGAAUCGGGCGCACGGGUAGGGCAGGCAACAAGGGCAUCGCGCACACGCUCUUCACCUCAGAGGAUAAGGCACGAGCAGGCGAGUUGGUGAAUGUGCUGCGGCAAGCCAAUCAACCAGUGCCCGAAGGUCUCUUCAAGUUUGACCUCUCUGUCAAGAAAAAGGAGUCCAAGCUGUACGGUGCACACUUCAAGGACAUUUCUCAAGUCACGAAGAAGGCCACCAAGAUUACAUUUGAUUCUGAUGAUGAUGAAUAA
Messenger RNA from Closterium sp. NIES-65, 1890 nucleotides. Lineage: Eukaryota; Viridiplantae; Streptophyta; Zygnematophyceae; Desmidiales; Closteriaceae. The record is from the annotation of a GenBank genome assembly.